Molecule: messenger RNA, 1448 nt
Organism: Telopea speciosissima
Lineage: Eukaryota; Viridiplantae; Streptophyta; Magnoliopsida; Proteales; Proteaceae
Product: probable polyamine transporter At3g13620
Exons: 1
Coding region: 27-1448 (473 amino acids)
Biological process (GO): transmembrane transport
Cellular component (GO): membrane
Molecular function (GO): transmembrane transporter activity
Source: RefSeq, a predicted model, not a curated record
GUGGUGAGUGGUAAGAGCAACCCACAAUGGGAAACUCUCCUCAGAUUCUUGAAGAACCAAAAGAAACUAUCAACAACAACAAUCAAAGGAAGCUAACCCUUCUGCCUCUCAUCUUCCUAAUCCACUUCCAAGUCUCUGGUGGCCCUUUUGGAGAAGAAUUAGCUGUAAAGGCUACCGGACCCUUCUUCGCAAUCCUUGGCUUCCUUAUAUUUCCUUUCAUCUGGAGUAUCCCACAAGCCCUCCUUACCGCCGAACUUGCCACCACUUUCCCCGGCAAUGGUGGUUAUAUCAUAUGGGCUUCUCAUGCGUUUGGCCCCUUCUGGGGCUUCCUCAUGGGGUCAUGGAAAUUCUCUAGUGGAGUCAUCAUCAAUGCUUCCUACCCUAUCGUCUGUAUUGACUACUUGAAACUCUUGUUCCCUGUUUUCACAUCAGGGCUUCCUCGAUUUCUAGCUGUCUCCUCUGCUACCUUUAUCUUAUCUUUCCUUAACUACACUAGCCUAACAAUAUUUAGUUAUGCUUCAGUUGCUCUAGGUACAAUCUCACUCAUGCCAUUUCUGGUAAUGGCUACUGCUUCAAUACCCAAAAUUAAACCCCACCGUUGGAUGAACUUGGGUCAACCAGGGAUGAAAAGAGAUUGGAAUCUAUACUUCAAUACUCUGUUCUGGAACUUGAAUUAUUGGGACAACGUGAGUACUUUGGCAGGGGAAGUUGAACAACCCCAAAAAACCUUCCCAAAAGCACUUCUCUCAGCAGGAAUCCUUACUUGUUUGGCCUAUGUGAUCUCUCUUAUGUCCACAACUGGAUCACUUGAAUUGAAUCAAGAGAGAUGGGAUGAUGGGUUCUUAGCAGAAGCUGCCGGCAUGAUAGCAGGUGAGUGGCUAAAAAUCUGGAUUGAAAUUGGUGUUGUAGUGUCUGCAAUUGGAGUCUUUGAAGCCCAAUUGAGCACUAGUUCGUUUCAGCUUCUGGGUAUGGCUGAGACAGGAUUCUUGCCAAGAUGCUUCUUAUGGAGAUCCAAAUGGUUUGACACACCAUGGGUUGGGAUCUUAGUAUCAACCCUUAUGACAUAUGGAGUUUCUUUUAUGGGAUUCACCAAUAUAAUAUCAGUGGCGAAUUUCUUGUAUGGUUUAGGUAUGUUAUUAGAGUUCUCUUCUUUUAUAUGGCUUAGAUGGAAGUAUCCUCUGUUGAAGAGACCAUUUCAGGUACCAAUGGGAAUAAUAGGUUCAAUUGUGAUGUGUUUGGUUUCAACUGGGAUUUUGAUUUAUGUAAUGGCGAUUGUGAAUGAAGUGGUCUAUGUAGUGAGUGCUUCACUGACACUUGUUGGGGUUGUUGGGUAUUUCUUCAUGAGCUUUUGCAAGUCUAAGAGGUGGCUUGAGUUCAACAAUGUUGAAGAUGAAGAUGAGCGACGCGAGCAGGGCAGUGGUUCCCUGUCCAGCGGUUGGGUUGGGUGA